ACCGAGGGUACCGGGAUCUGCCGAAGUUUGCGGAAUGGCUGUACAUGUAGUGCAGUUCGGAAAAACGUUUACACACAAUUUGACUCUUAAAUAUCAAUUAACCGGAGCAUGUGCGUCCGCUUGCCGCCAUUUUGAAAACUUGGUGGAUGUGUAUUUGUCUUACACCGUGAAAACAAGAUAUUUAUGGAAUAGCAGGUAUUGAUAGCUGUAUAAUAUACAACUUCUAGCAGUUUGGAUAAAUCAAGAUGAGCGAUAUAGAUCCAAACAAGCUGAAAGUUGCCGAAUUGCGUGAAGAAUUGAAAUCGCGUGGUCUAGACACCAAAGGAACAAAACCGGUGUUGGUCAAGCGUUUAAAAAAAGCAUUAAACGAGGAAAAGGGUGGAUCAGUAGCUGAUGAAUCUGUUGACUCUGUCGCUGACGAUUCACAGGAGUCGUCAACGUUAGACGAUAGCACUGCACAGGAGACCCCCACAAAGAAUGAACAAGAAGAAAAAGCUUCAGCCCCAGAGAAACUUGAAGAAGAAUCUGUUGAGAAACCUGCUCCUGAAGAGGUAGUUGAAACUGAGCCAGAUGUUGCUACAAAAACUGAAGAAGUUGCACCUGUUCAGGAGGAAUCGCAAUCUGAACCAGUCAAGGCUGAAGAAGAACCAGUCAAGGCUGAGGAAGAACCAGUCAAGGCUGAGGAAGAACCAGUCAAGGCUGAGGAAGAACCAGUCAAGGCUGAGGAAGAACCAGCUACAGGCGAAGAUGAACCCAUGGCAACAGAAACUGAAGUGAGACAGGAUGAGUCAGAAACAGCGAAUGGUGUGGAAGUCAAAGAGGAAGCUGAUGAAGAAAUGAAAACUGUGGAGGAACUCUCAGAUGAUGAUAAAAAGAGGAGCAGGAAGCGAUCAAGGAGUCAGGACAGGCAUCGAUCCAGAUCACGCUCCAGAUCUCCAGAGAAAAGGCGAGGUUACAGUCCCAAAAAGAUAGAGAUGGAAGAUGACUCGUGGGAGUCCAUAACUGAUGUUAUUCUAGACAGAUUCAACUCCGACUUGAGUCUUAAAGUAAAUGAUGGUAAUCUCUCAGCUGUUCCGUACACUCAAGGAGGCUUCGCAAUGACGUGGACUGGCGUUCGAGCGAACUAUGGAGUCAAAGGGGGAAAAGUGGCUUUUGAAGUGAAACUGACUGAGAACUGUGACACCAGUCACCUGCCACCUGAUGAGCUUCACCCAAAUGUCCUCCGAGUCGGUUGGUCAGCAAACUCCACAUCUAUGCAAUUAGGAGAGGAAGCCAAAUCUUUUGGGUAUGGUGGUACAGGAAAAGCAGCCUCUGAGUGCAAGUUUGUUGACUAUGGACAGCAAUUUACUGAGGGAGAUGUUAUCACAGCAUAUCUGGACUUCGAUAUGGAUCCUGCUGAAAUCUUCAUAUCAUUUGCAAAAAAUGGAGACGAUCUAGGUGUUUGUUUUCCAUUUGAGAAAUCCAAAUUAGAUGAUGAGGCAUUAUUUCCUCACAUUCUAACAAAGAAUGUUGCAUUUGAGUGCAAUUUUGGGGCAUUGGAAGAGCCAUGGUUUCCCUUAAAAGAAGAAUUCACAUUCAUUGGCAAAGUCCCAGAGGCUGAGAGAUUUAGGGGCACAUUGCCUCCAGCCAAAAAAGAAGAGUGCGAGGUGAUAAUGAUGGUAGGCCUCCCUGCUUCUGGAAAAACAACAUGGGCGGAAAAACUCAAGGCUAAUCAAUCAGAGAAAAUGUACAACAUCCUUGGAACUAAUUUAAUCAUUGAUAAAAUGAGGGUGAUGGGCUUACCUAGGAAGAAGAACUAUGCUGGAAGAUGGGAUGUUCUUAUUGACAAAUCCACCAAAUGCUUAAACAAGUUGCUAGAAGUUUCUGCAGGAAAGAAAAGGAACUACAUCAUUGACCAGACAAAUGUGUACGCAUCCGCCCGAAGACGUAAAAUGCAGCCUUUUGAAGGUUUUCAACGUAAAGCAGUUGUGAUUGUUCCUACUGAGGAAGAUUAUAAAACUCGAUUAGAACUGCAAGGAAAAGAGGAAGGAAAAGAUGUACCUGAACACGCCAUUCUUGAAAUGAAAGCUAAUUUCUCACUGCCGGAGGAAGGAGUCCUGUUUGAUUCAAUUGAAUUUGUGGAGCAGGAACUAGAGCCUACCAAGGAACUUGUGGAGAAAUACAACAAGGAAGGCAAAGACAAUCUACCUCCUCCACAGAAGCGGUCCAAGUUCAGCGAUAACAGACACGAUCAGAUCACAACUGUGAACCGUAUUGUAGGUCGGGAUAACCGCAAUAGGAGAGACAACCGCUAUGGGGAUCGCUAUGGCGGCGGUGGCGGUGGUGGCUGGAGAGAUAACCGCCGCAGUGGUGGCGGUGGAUGGGGAGGAGAUAGGCGAGGAGGACGCUGGAAUGACCGCAGUGGCGGCAGCGGCAGUGGUGGUGGAUGGCGAGGUGGUGGUGGCGGCGGUGGUCGGGACAGAAAUGAUCGCCGCUGGUCAGGUGGAGGAGACAGGAAGGACAACAGGGACCGUCAUGGAGGAGGUGGUGGCAGAAACUUUGGAAGUGGUAGUUACAGUGGAGGAGGAAACAAGUGGAGUAGCCAAGGAAACCGUGGAGGAAACUGGGGUGGUAACCAAGGAAGCUGGGGAGGACAAGGAAGUUGGGGUGGUCAACAGGGAAGCUGGAAUCAAGGUGGAGGAUGGGGCAGUCAGAACCAAUGGAACCAGAGCCCCAAUCAAGGAUAUGGGCAAUGGAACUAUGCUCAGACAGGCUCGGGACACACUGGCCAGCAAGGGGGAUGGGGAAACCAAAACUAUUGGCAACAACAGCAGCAGCAGCAGCAACAGUAUGCUGCUAACCAGCAAUAUCAGCAGUGGUAUGGCCAGCAAGCCCAGAACUACUCCAGCGGCAGUGGCACCAAGUAGAUCUCCUCGGGACUGAGCGGGCAGCUUUCUCUUCAGUGUUGUUGUCAUUAUUUGGGAGUUCUUGUCUCCUUUUGUACAUACAAGACCCACCUACAUACUGAUAGGAUAAAGGGAUGGAUGAACUGAAAGCACUUGUCAUUUUCAUUUUUAUCGUUGGGUCGUAUAUAUACACAUGCUUGUAUGGAAAGUAAUUAUGGAAUCCUGUAGUAUACAGAUGUUGUUUUGAUGAUAGUAUUGGAGUGGAAUAUUCAAAAAAAAGAAAAAAAGAUUUUAAUCACAUCACAUGCAUUCUCAGUGUAGAUUAUCAUAUUUCCAUCUCAAAAAUUAUAUAGAUAAUGGAAUUAGUUUCCUUAGAUGUCAGGAAGAUCCUAUUGUAAUAUGGAGUUUUGGAUAUCUUUUUGUUUUUAUCAAAGUUAGGUAACAUUUUAUCAUUUGUAAAUGUUUCAUAGUAGUUUUAAAUGUUUUAUAUAACUUAUCACCAUACCUGUGCAUUCAGGUGUUUUAUUUUCAGGAGGCAAUCUGUUGCAUUCAGUUGCUGUUGCCUAUAUUGAGCAAAUAAAUGUAAAAAUAG
Messenger RNA from Ostrea edulis (European flat oyster), 3477 nucleotides. Its product is annotated as heterogeneous nuclear ribonucleoprotein U-like protein 1. The record is from RefSeq and is a predicted model, not a curated record. The transcript is spliced from 20 exons. The coding region runs from base 246 to 2906 and encodes 886 amino acids. Lineage: Eukaryota; Metazoa; Mollusca; Bivalvia; Ostreida; Ostreidae. Gene Ontology annotation, molecular function: protein binding.